Messenger RNA from Haliotis rufescens (red abalone), 7329 nucleotides. RefSeq names its product zinc finger protein 236-like. Gene Ontology annotation, cellular component: nucleus. Lineage: Eukaryota; Metazoa; Mollusca; Gastropoda; Lepetellida; Haliotidae. The transcript has 23 exons. The coding region runs from base 55 to 5541 and encodes 1828 amino acids. Gene Ontology annotation, molecular function: RNA polymerase II cis-regulatory region sequence-specific DNA binding; DNA-binding transcription factor activity, RNA polymerase II-specific; zinc ion binding. Gene Ontology annotation, biological process: regulation of transcription by RNA polymerase II. The record is from RefSeq and is a predicted model, not a curated record.
GUUAUGAUGUCAGCGUACUGAUCACCGCCAUUUUGGUUAUAAUUUGGCGAAAAUAUGUCCAUAGAAGCUCAUCCUGUAACUCAUAUACAGGUUGAAAAUGUAUCUGUUGCAGAUUAUGCCCAGUAUAUCACCCAUGCGACGCCGGUACAUGUUAUGACAGAUGGCGGCCCAGAGGGCGCCACCAUGACUUUCAUCGAGCACACAGUGCUCGAUGCCAACCAGGUCUUGGAGCCACACCAAACCAUCGAGGUCUACCAAGCCAUUCAGCAGGGUGUCCUCGAACAGGUGGUGUUGGAACAGCCAAUCAUUGCACAGAUAACAAACGGUGCAGCUGAUGUGCAAUCAGAUAUCAAACCACCUGUUGGCAAGGGCCCGUUCAACUGUGAACUGUGUGACAAGAUCUUCAAGAAAUGGAACCAGCUGCAGCGUCACAUGAAAACCCACGAUGAGGACAAACCAUUUCGAUGUCUACAGUGUCCUGUGUCCUUCAACAUGGAGGACAACCUCAUCCUCCACCAGGCCACGCACGUGGCAGAGAACAGUGUCCCCACAUGUCCCGAGUGCAACAAGAAGUUCUCGCGGGUUGCCAGUCUCAAAGCUCACAUUAUGAUGCACGAGAAGGAGGAGAACUUGAUGUGCCCGGAGUGUGGAGACGAGUUUAGUGUACAGAGUCAGCUGGAUCGACACAUGCAGGAACACCGAGAGGAACACGAGGGAGCAAGACGGCAUGCAUGUCGGCAGUGUAACCAAGACUUCUCCAAACUCUCCCUGCUCAGGGAACACAUGAAACAGCAUUACAAAAUCAAGGCGUCUCUGUCUCAUCGAACAUACAAGAGGAACAUCGAUCGCUCUUCCUUCCAUCAUAAAUGCAAACACUGCACCAAGACAUUUCAGAAGCCCAGUCAACUGCUGAGACAUGAGAGAAUACACACAGGUGAGCGUCCAUUCAAAUGUAAGAUCUGCAAUAAGGCUUUCAACCAGAAAGGAGCACUACAGAUCCACACCAGCAAACACACUGGAGAAAAACCUCACAUGUGUGAAUUCUGCCCCAUGACAUUUGCUCAGAAAGGAAAUCUGCGAGCACAUAUACAGCGUGUGCACAAUAUUGCCAAAGAUGGAAGUCGACCAACUUUUGAGUGUGAAGAGUGCAGCUGUGUCUUCAAGAAACUGGGGAGCCUAAACGCCCACAUUAGCAGGGCGCACUCCGACACAUCGGAUUUGCCAACUCAGGUAGAAGUGAGACGAGUUGGUGCAGAAGAAGCCAAGAGUCUCAAUGAAACUGUUAUACAACAACUCUUGGAGCUGUCAGACCAGGCCGCCGUCAUGGACGGCACCGAUGAUGAGCAAGUCCAGGACCAGGACAUCCGACAGAAGCAGGUGCUUGACCAGGACCAGGCUGCACUAGCUGCAGGAGGUGCGUCUGACAUCCUCCAACAGGCCCUGGAGAACAGUGGCCUGACCAAUGGUCAGCCUACUUCAGUGGUCACCUCCAUGCCGUCUUCCAUCAUCAACCCCGCAAUUUCCACCAUCACCGUUCAUGACUCAUCUACAGGGACUAUCAAGAAACAUGUCAUCCGCAAAGUAAAUGGUGUACGAUGGCACCAGUGCACAUACUGUUCCAAGGAAUUCAAGAAGCCCAGCGAUCUUGUCCGCCAUAUUCGUAUCCACACCCAUGAGAAGCCCUACAAGUGUACACAGUGUUUCCGGGCAUUUGCUGUUAAGAGCACUCUAACAGCACACAUCAAAACACACUCAGGGAUCAAAGAUUAUGUGUGUAACGUGUGCAACAAACUCUUUUCAACCCAAGGGAGCCUCAAAGUCCAUGUACGCCUACACACGGGGGCUAAGCCUUUUGACUGCCCUCAUUGUGACAAGAAAUUCCGGACCUCAGCUCAUCGGAAAUCCCACAUCCAUUCGCACUUUCGUGAUAAUCCUGACCGACGUCCACGAUCAAGGUCGUUACGACGAGCGCGACAGGAUGUAUCUUUACCUGAAAUACCUCUACAAGAACCAAUACUCAUAACAGACACAGGUUUAAUUCAGCAGCCGCCUCGAAACAACAAUGUGUUUAACCAAUACUUGGGGGAGUCCGGGUCUGUGGACAGACCUUACAAGUGUCAUUACUGUCGGCGCUGCUUCAAGAAAUCCAGUCACCUCAAACAACACAUCCGAUCUCAUACAGGAGAGAAGCCAUACCGAUGUAACACAUGUUUCCGAUCAUUUGUCUCCAGUGGGGUGUUAAAGGCGCACUCUCGAACUCACUCAGGUGUUAAAGCAUACAAAUGUCUUAUCUGUGACACCACAUUCACCACUAAUGGUAGCCUGAAGCGGCACAUGUCCACCCACAGCGAAGUCCGCCCCUUCAUGUGUCCGUACUGCCAGAAAACUUUUAAGACAUCAGUCAACUGCAAGAAACACAUGAAGACUCACAGACAUGAGCUGGCCCUGCAGGCUCUGCAGAAUGAGGAGCAGACUGUCACUGACGGGGAGACCCAGUGUGUCGGGGACACCGUGGUCAACACAGAUGACCUGACGCAGCCACAGACAACUGCUGACCUGUCAGCUCUGCAGCAGGAUGACAUAGGCCACACUACCACCAUCACACAGCAGGAGUUCGUCCCGGUCACCAGCAUCUCACAGGACCCUGGAGCCGUGCUCAGUCAGGCCACAUUGCAGGAUCUCACUGGGACAGUCAUCGAUCAUCAGUUACAGCAGACACUCAGUCAGCAGGUGUUUGGUCAGCAGCAGAACUUUGGCCAGGCUUUCCUUAAUGGUCAGCAGGGCUUUGGUCAGCUUGGCCAAACUGUCACCACCUCUCUGAACAGCCUCGGUGGUCAGCUCACAGGCCAAUUGACGACACCACUGGGAACCCAAGUGACCAAUACACUCAACAGCCAGCUGAGUGGUCAGAUGACGUCCUUGACCAGCAACCAGCUGAUGAUGCAGCCCCAGAGUCUGUCCAAUCAGAUGGAAAUACAGCAGGUCAGCACAGCGUUCUCCGUGGCCACCCCCUCAAUGUCCACCACCAUGCCUAGCACCAGCAUGCAGAACAUCCUGGAGACAAGGGAGGUUGAGGACACCUCAGAAGACCAGUUGGUGGAGGAGACAGAUGAAGGGGAGGUAAUCAUUGGCCAGGACGAACACUCAGAUGGCAAGAGGCUGUACAUGUGUGAAAUGUGUGACAAGUCAUUUAAAAAGUCAAGUCACCUCAAGCAGCAUGUUCGAUCUCACACAGGUGAGAAGCCAUUCAAGUGUCCAGAAUGUAACCGAAUGUUUGUAUCGACGGGAGUGUUGAAGGCACACAUGAAGACCCACCUGGGUAUCAAGGACUACAAGUGUCACAUCUGCCAAGCAACAUUCACCACCAAUGGUUCUCUCACUCGUCACAUGAUGAUCCACAGCAGUCUCCGGCCCUUCCGCUGCCCCUUCUGUAAUGAGACAUUCCGCACUGCUGUCCACUGCAAGAGACAUAUGAGGGUACAUCGAGAUGGUUCAGGAGCAGUGCCACCAGAUAGUGUGCCAGGUGAUGAGGAGAACCAGGCCCCUGCCAUCCGCCGCACCAAGGCCAGCAUCCAGAUCACCGAGGACCACACGGAGGAACUGUCCAAAAAUCCUGAGGAUGAGUUGUCUGUGUCGGAAAAAAUACUUUUAGAGUCUGCUUCAGAAAAGGACCGAGUUAGUGAGCAAGAGAAACCAAUUCCCACAAUGCACCACUGCAAGCACCCCCACCAGUGUAACCACUGUCCCAAGAGUUUCAAGAAGCCCAGUGACUUGAUGCGACACAUUCGCAUACACACAGGAGAGAAGCCCUUCCACUGCGACAAAUGUGGCCGCUCCUUCACUGUCAAGUCUACACUAGACAGUCACAUGAAGACGCACGGACCAGCACAAGGUGACAAGAAGUUUAAGUGUCAUGUCUGCAGUUCCUUGUUUUCCACAAAAGGCAGUUUAAAAGUUCACAUGCGGCUUCAUACAGGAGCCAAACCAUUCAAAUGUCCACACUGUCAGGGCAGGUUUCGAACCUCCGGACACCGCAAGAGUCACAUCCUGUCCCAUUUCAAGCAAGACUUACCAAAGAAACGAAAAGUUUCACGCAGUGUGGACACGUCCCAUAACUUCCCCGUCACGAUGGUCAGUACUUCAGAGGUACCAGUGCAAGCCGGGGUUCCUCAUCAAGCAAUGUCUAGCCAAGUGGUCAGUGUUGACCCAUCCCUACUUCAGACACAGAGCAUCAUGCCCAUCUCAUUCACAGUCCCGGACAAUCUGACAUCACUCAAUGAGAGUCAGCUUGCUACGCAAGUAUUACAAGGUCUGGAAGGUAUCCAGCUUCAUUUCACCUCAGGGCUCGGACAGGGUAUUCAGAUUGCUGGUCUGGAUCCCAACAUUUUGUCUCAAACUGUGCAGAUCGAUGCUAGUCUACUGCAGCAGCUACAACAACAGGGUAACAUCAACAUCACCAUCAACCCCAACGUCAUCACACAACAGGUGCAAGCUCAGGAUCCCAAUGUCAUUACACAGACCGUGCAGGCCACAGAUCAGGGUCUGUUAACACAGACCGUUCAGGCUGAUGGGACAGUCCUGCAGCAGGCUGACCCUAACAUCAUCACGCAGACCGUUCAUGAUCCCAACCUCAUGCAGAAUAUCCAGAUACAGCCAGUGUCUUCGCUGCAGGACACGGUCAACCCCAAUGUGAUUGUCCAGCCCAUGUCCAGUGUGGCGGUCACACAAGUAGACGCACAACAGCAAGCUCUACAAGCUCAGAACAUCACCCUACAAGCUAGGCCAGAUAUGGCCGGGUUUGUUGUGCCCGACCAUAUGGAUGUGCAGGUUUCGGAAGUGUCUCAUAUGGUUGUUGACCAGGACCAAUCUCUGCUGAGUGACAACAAUGAUGACGAUGAGGACGAUGAUGAUGAUGACUACAAUGACGAUGAUGACGAGGUGCCGCUAGACGACCACAACUCAACCAUUGUCCAUGAUGAUGACACAUCACUAGACUUCCCCCAAGCCAUGCCCAUACAUGAUGAGAAGUACUCCCUACAGAGGAACCAUAUAUGUGGGGUAUGCCAUAAGGCAUUCAAGCGGUCCAGCCACCUGAAGGAGCAUCUGACCACUCAUGCCCCUGGUUCUAUACCCAAGAAAGUGAAGCCUACUCCACAUAGAUGUCAGACUUGCGACAAGGCCUUCCAGAAACCCAGCCAGCUGAUGAGGCAUGAACGCAUACACACAGGUGAAAGGCCAUACGUAUGCAAUCUGUGUGAAAAAGCGUUCAACCAGAAGAACGCACUUCAGGUACAUCUGAAGAAGCACAGCGGUGAGCGACCUCAUCUUUGUAGCUACUGUUCCCUGUCCUUCACACAAAAGGGCAACUUAAAGACGCACAUCAAGCGCGCGCAUCACCUGGAGAUGGUGCAGUCGAUGAACUUGCCGCACGGCUUUGUCCCAGCAGCCACCAACACGAUCAGCAUCACCUCAGCACCACCCAACACCGGCGAUGACGAGGGAUUGGACCUUUCAGAGGUUGUUGACCUCUUUCAACAAUAGACACACAAUGCAUCUAUGGAGCAAUAUGGACAGUUCUUUCACUUUCAACAGGAACACUUGUGUACACAUGGUUAUGUGUUGUGAUGAACAAAGAUAUGUAUCUGAACAUGUUUCAGGAAAUAGAGCAAUGAUUUACAGGUCUGAAAGACUAUGAAGCAGUUGAGGUGAAUUGUGUACAAGAAAUAUGGGACAGCCCUGACCAGCCUUGAAGUAGUGGAGGUGUAAUGUGUGUAGCUGAACAGCUCUGUGAGAGUUUCCAUCUGUUUGUGCUAAAAGACUUCAUACAGUCUCAGCAAAGACUGUUGGUAAUAGCCAGAAACACGACCAAAUGGAGUAAAGAAGCAGUAAAAUUUGGCUGGAAAGAUACUAGGCUGAAAAAUUGCUUCUCAGGCAUUGACUGUUGCUGAACUGGUGAUGUUGGCAUUUGAGAUUUUAUUUCGGGGGUUGGGGAGAAAUGGAUAAUUUUUUUGUUUUUGUGUGAAAACAGAACUGAUAUGCCUCUGUGAUUUUGUUAUUGCAGCAGUGCCUGGGAAACAUGCUUCUUCAUCGUUAUAGCCUUACACUGAUGUUCUUGCCAGCACCAUAGCAUACUUGAUGCACACUACACAUGUGCAUUAUCAAUGGUUUUAGUAAUUUUCACGCAAGUAUUCAGCAUGCUCAAGUUAUCCAUACCUUUAUUACUAGCAGUUUUCCAUCUGCAUUGGUAAUCAAAACAGUUUGACUUGCAUAAACAUUUAUCCAUUCUUGUUCUAUUAUUUUUUAAACCAUAUGAGAAAGUUGACUGAAAGCCUGUGUGAUCAGUUUAACAUUGUCGUCAUGGAAACUAACCUUGAUCUCAAUAUGGAGGUGGACAUGUAUUAAUGAAUAUUUUCUUGCCAAACAUGUGGUUAUGUUGUACUUUGUCAUCAUGAUUUCUAUUUGUAAGUGAACAUUCAAAUAUUCUCAAUGUCAUGUAUCUUCUUUAAAAUUGAAUCUGAAUCUUGUCAGCUGAGAAAUAUGUCUUUGUGUGUACCUCUCUUAGAAGAAAUUUAUAAAUCUACAGCAACAAUAUCUGUAAUAUAUUUCACAAGCGCAUGUCUUCUAAUUCCACUUACUAUGUAUUUUGGGGUAUGUGCGCAUUUUUUAGAUACAACUCUCAGGAGUUAGAAAGGAGGGUCAUCUUAGAUGUGUGGUAUUAAGAAAUAAGUAUUCACCACCAGCAUCGAUGAAUGGGGUCGUUGCCAGUAGAGCUGAAGAAAAGUGAUGAUUAUAGGUUUGGCAAGGUGAGGCAUAUGAAUUAGAUUUGGAUUUCAAGAUUCAAAUUUGGGGUCAGCAAAUACCCAAUAAUAUACAGUAGACAUAUUGUGCAAUCUUCUAUUUGAUACGAACAGCAUAGUUGUUCAUCUCUGGUCAUUGUAAUCUUGUGAAGUUUUACUUUCCUCUGAUGUCAGUUGAAGCAUCAGAGGGAUUAAAUCUGUUAUUUGAACUGUCAUGAAAUGUCAAGUACAUAUUUUGUAUAGAGUGAGCUAUGCCUGGACAUCAGCAUUAUGACAUUCAACAGAACAUCCAACUACUGAACUGGGAAUCACGGCAGCUACAUCCACACCCCAGGUAUUGUUGUUGAUUCUGCAAUUUGAACUUGUUGCUGUUGUAACUCAAUUGGGAUUCCAUGCUUGUUAACUGACCAAUGCAUGUUCAAAGAAUGGAUGGAAUUUUGAAAGUCUUUUAUUUAUUUGAAUUCACAUCAAUGUCUGUCUGAAGCAGUUGUUUUCAUACAGAUUAAAUCUGUUGUUGGCCAUUUGUUAUGAA